AAAGAAUUGAGGGUUUAAUUAAAGAUGAAUUAAACUUGUCCUAAACUCCUCUGCAGCAGCAGCAUGUGUGAAGGGCCCUCAGCGAUCUCUGGUCCCAUUCCUCCAGACCCCACACUGGUUCCUGAGUAUUAUAAACGGCCGUCCUCUGCUCGUGGUCGGCUGGAGGGGAACGCUCAAAGCGGCUCGUCUCCUCUUCUGAAGGGUCCGUUAGCACCAGAUCCUGGGUGUUACAGCGCCCGCUGCACCCCUCGACCCCGCAUUGGUGCCAACGCCGCUCACAUCCUAGAGAGAGGACAGAAAGGGGUUGUGGGAGACCUGCUGAAGCUGGAGGGUGUGGCGCUGAACCCCAGCCCAGCCAAACCUAGUAAGAUCAGAAUAUAUGGCUGCAUUUAUUUGAUCAAAAUACCUCUGGAGCAGAGGAAGUUGCAGUGGAAGAAAGAGGAGAGAAACACUCCUGAUCCGUUCGUUCCUGCUGGACACACUCAGAUGUCUGAAAGAGAGAGACAGGAGACCCUGCAGUCCCUCGAAGACACUCACAGGUCUCUGGUCAGUGAGCUGCAGUCUCUCCCCGUCAAAGCCGACACAAUAAGCGUUCGCUCUCGACGCGCUCAACUCGACCAGCGGCUCUCAGAGGUCGAGGAGGCCAUCAAAAUCUUCUCACGGGAUAAAGUCUAUGUGAAAGUCGACUCCUGAGAAACCACACUCAUAUCAAGCGGUUUCUUUUAUAUUUAUGUAUUUAUUAGUUAUUUGUUAAGAGCAGCAGCUGCUCUUUCGUUUCCUGAGUUCACUGCAUUUGAAUGCUUGACACUAAAAAGAGAUCUGUGACUAAA
Sinocyclocheilus anshuiensis is the source of this 830-nucleotide messenger RNA. Its product is annotated as enkurin domain-containing protein 1-like. The record is from RefSeq and is a predicted model, not a curated record. Lineage: Eukaryota; Metazoa; Chordata; Actinopteri; Cypriniformes; Cyprinidae. Gene Ontology annotation, cellular component: cytoplasmic microtubule.